UCCCACUGCUUCAGCCCCUUUCCUAAGUUUGCUGCAUAAACUUUCCUGAGUGCUUUUGUUGUGUCGGGGAAGUGAUGCCAGGCAGUCUCUAGAUCCCACUCUAAAGGCUACAGUGAUAUGAAUCCACAUGGUGCUAACAGCCAGCCAUGGCUGCGGAAUAGAAAAAUCCUCCGGAUACCUGAGACCUUCGCUCUGCAUCUGCCUCCAUCUGGGGUUUGCAGAAGAACCUUGCCUGCUCCUCCUCAUGACUAACGAGUGUAUAUAGCAAACUCUUUGAAAUGUGAGUAUUAUGGGAAGGAUCGCAGUUGCUUUAAAUUAUAGAAGUUGGCAAGUGCCUGGGAGAAGGAGUGGGAGGCUGUUUAAACUGAGAAAGACGGUUGCAGAACUUCAUCCGACAGCAUGAGCGCCGCGCUCCGCACACAUCCUCUGCUUUUCACCACCGCACGUCUCUGCAUUGUUGUGGAGCAGCUCCUGUAGUAAACGCAUUUCUGCUCUGAAUACUUGUUAAUGGUUUCUAACUUCAUGGGAGAACCAAAGCACAGAAGUCUCAUGUUUGGGGGAGAAGUCUGAACCCAGCAAUGCCCAGGAGAGGUCCCUUUAUAAAGCCAGAGAGUGGCAGCAGCCACCGGCUCCGCCUUCUUCAGCAGCAGCAUGGAGGGAAAGCCAGCAAUCCUUCCCUAGUGCCUGCUCACUGCCCUGCAGGAACUUCUCCCUAACCCAAGAGCCCAAAAUGAUUGUCCUGCUCUACGUGACAAGUCUUGCCAUCUGUGCGAGUGGACAACCUCGGGGCAAUCAGGCCAAGGGAGAGAGCUACUCUCCAAGGUACAUCUGCAGCAUUCCGGGCUUACCGGGUCCCCCAGGCCCUCCUGGAGCAAAUGGCUCCCCUGGGCCCCAUGGUCGCAUCGGCCUUCCUGGAAGGGAUGGUAGAGAUGGCAGGAAAGGAGAGAAAGGAGAAAAGGGCACGGCAGGUCUAAAAGGUAAAACUGGACCCCUGGGCCUUGCUGGUGAAAAAGGAGACCAAGGAGAGACUGGGAAGAAAGGACCCAUGGGACCAGAGGGUGAGAAAGGAGAAGUCGGCCCAGCAGGGCCUCCUGGGCCAAAGGGAGACAGAGGAGAUCAAGGGGACCCAGGGCUGCCUGGAGUGUGCAGAUGUGGAAGCAUUGUGCUUAAAUCUGCCUUUUCAGUUGGCAUCACAACCAGCUACCCAGAAGAAAGGCUCCCCAUCAUAUUUAACAAGGUCCUCUUCAAUGAGGGGGAACACUACAACCCUGCCACGGGGAAGUUCAUCUGUGCUUUCCCAGGGAUCUAUUACUUUUCUUACGAUAUCACGUUGGCCAAUAAGCAUCUAGCAAUUGGGCUGGUACACAAUGGGCAGUACCGAAUAAGGACCUUUGAUGCCAACACAGGGAACCAUGACGUGGCUUCAGGGUCCACAGUCAUCUACCUGCAGCCAGAAGAUGAGGUCUGGCUGGAGAUCUUCUUCAAUGACCAGAAUGGCCUCUUCUCAGACCCAGGCUGGGCAGACAGCUUAUUCUCUGGAUUUCUCCUCUACGUUGACACAGAUUACCUAGAUUCUUUAUCAGAAGAUGAUGAACUGUGACCCGGACUGCAGACCUGACUGUUGUAACAUAAAUACCACAGUGGCUUACAUUUUGAGUUAAUCUGGGGGUGCUGGAAGGUGGAGCAAGUGACAAAAGGAUUCAAAAACUCCUUGUACAGACAGCUCCGGCAGAAUUUAUCAAACUAAGACAAACCACCAACCAGCUGAAAUCACAACAAAAUGAACGAUAUAAAAUAACCCCAGACAUGAACCCCUUGAAAGUAAUGAUGACAAAUAUUUAAGCAAAUUAAAGAUAAUAUUAACAAAUUUGAAUGCCCUUGGCGAUCCAACCAGCUGGUAGUGACACUGCCUCAUUAAACAUUCAUAAACUCACAAAAUUUUGUUCGUUAUUCAGGAUAACCAUAACAUUAUAGACAAAUUCUUUGACAACUCUUAAGAGUCAAAGAAAAGUAGGAGAUGCUAAGAAUUUUCUAACAAAUUAAAAUGGAGUGAUAAAUCUC
Alexandromys fortis (reed vole) is the source of this 2061-nucleotide messenger RNA. It is a transcript of the gene C1qtnf7, whose product is annotated as C1q and TNF related 7. Bases 731 to 1600 code for a protein of 289 amino acids. The record is from RefSeq and is a predicted model, not a curated record. Gene Ontology annotation, molecular function: protein binding. The transcript is spliced from 4 exons. Lineage: Eukaryota; Metazoa; Chordata; Mammalia; Rodentia; Cricetidae.